Messenger RNA from Neopsephotus bourkii (Bourke's parrot), 2064 nucleotides. RefSeq names its product glycine receptor subunit alpha-4. Gene Ontology annotation, molecular function: transmitter-gated monoatomic ion channel activity; chloride channel activity; glycine binding. Gene Ontology annotation, cellular component: synapse; neuron projection; plasma membrane. The record is from RefSeq and is a predicted model, not a curated record. Lineage: Eukaryota; Metazoa; Chordata; Aves; Psittaciformes; Psittacidae. The transcript is spliced from 9 exons. Gene Ontology annotation, biological process: nervous system process; regulation of membrane potential; signal transduction. Bases 70 to 1455 code for a protein of 461 amino acids.
GGGGCGCCGCCGCCUCCGGCCGGGUCAUGCCCGUGCGCCCGGGGCGGCGGGGCUGCGGGCUGCGGCGGGAUGGGCGCGCUCCGGGCCGGCGCCCUCGCCUUCCUCCUCCUCCUCCUCCUCAGCUGCCUCCUGCCCCGGCGCGGCCCGCUCAGGCUGGUCUCAGGGAGGGAGGAAAUCAAAGCCGCUUCCCGAGGCUCACCCCAGCCCAUGUCACCCUCUGAUUUCCUGGACAAGCUUAUGGGACGAACGUCAGGGUAUGAUGCCCGGAUUCGACCCAACUUCAAAGGUCCGCCCGUCAACGUGACCUGCAACAUCUUCAUCAACAGCUUCGGCUCCGUCACCGAGACCACCAUGGACUACCGGGUGAACGUGUUCCUGCGGCAGCAAUGGAACGACCCCCGCCUGGCUUACCGCGAGUACCCCGACGACUCCCUGGACCUCGACCCCUCCAUGCUCGACUCCAUCUGGAAGCCAGACCUGUUCUUCGCCAACGAGAAAGGGGCCAAUUUCCACGAGGUCACCACCGACAACAAGCUGCUGCGCAUCUUCAAGAACGGCAACGUGCUCUACAGCAUCAGGCUGACUCUGAUCCUGUCCUGCCCCAUGGACCUCAAGAACUUUCCCAUGGACAUCCAGACAUGCACCAUGCAGCUGGAGAGCUUUGGCUACACCAUGAAUGACCUCAUCUUCAAGUGGUUGGAGGAGCAGGAGGCCGUGCAGGUGGCAGAGGGCUUGACGCUCCCACAGUUUAUCCUCAGGGAUGAGAAGGACCUGGGUUAUUGCACCAAGUACUACAACACAGGCAAGUUCACCUGCAUCGAGGUGAAGUUCCACCUGGAGAGACAGAUGGGUUACUACCUGAUCCAGAUGUACAUCCCCAGCCUGCUCAUCGUCAUCCUCUCCUGGGUCUCCUUCUGGAUCAACAUGGAUGCGGCACCGGCCCGGGUGGGCUUGGGCAUCACCACCGUGCUCACCAUGACCACACAGAGCGCUGGCUCCCGUGCCUCCCUGCCCAAGGUCUCCUACGUGAAGGCCAUUGACAUCUGGAUGGCCAUCUGCCUGCUCUUUGUCUUUGCUGCCCUGCUGGAAUACGCAGCCGUCAACUUCGUCUCCCGCCAGCACAAGGAGUUCAUGCGCCUGCGCCGGCGCCAGCGGCGGCAGAGGAUGGAGGAAGAGCUCGUCCGUGAGAGCCGCUUUUACUUGCGAGGCUAUGGGCUGAGCCACUGCCUGCAGCCGAAGAAUGGGGCUGGGGAGGGCCCUGGCAUCUACAGCCCCCCCCCAGCCGGGAUGCUGCUGCGGGAAGGGGAGAGCCUCCACCGGCGCUACAUUGACCGGGCCAAGCGCAUCGACACCAUCUCCAGAGCCGUCUUCCCCUUCACCUUCCUGGUCUUCAAUAUCUUCUACUGGGUUGUCUACAAAGUGCUGCGCUCAGAGGACAUCCACUCCGUGCCCUGAGGGCUGGAAAAGCAGGACUGCCUCUCCGUCUGCCCCCUCAGUGUGCAUGGAUGCCACAGCCUCAGCCAGAACCGUGUUUCCCUCUGUCCUGGAGCAGCGGCACAGCCAGGCUGGGCCUCAGAGCCUGGACACAUGGCAGCCCCCAUGUCCCUUUGGAUGCUGGGGCACUGAGGAGGCAGGGACAGCAACCCCAGGUUUGAAAAAGGGACCCUUCCUGCCUUCUGCAUGGCAUCAACUCUGGGCACCCAGGGAUGCUGUGCUGCUGGGGAGCCUCAGGUACCCAGGGAUGCUGUGCUGCUGGGGAGCCUCAGGUACCCAGGGAUGCUGUGCUGCUGGGGAGCCUCAGGUACCCAGGGAUGCUGUGCUGCUGGGGAGCCUCAGGUACCCAGGGAUGCUGUGCUGCUGGGGAGCCUCAGGUACCCAGGGAUGCUGUGCUGCUGGGGAGCCUCAGGUACCCAGGGAUGCUGUGCUGCUGGGGAGCCUCAGGUACCCAGGGAUGCUGUGCUGCUAUGGUACAGGGGAGCUCCUGAUACUCUGGGAUGCUGCACAGCUGGUGGCCAGCAAACACCACCUUCCAAUCAAACACCCUCCACCUCUUCCAUGUCAGGC